This is a messenger RNA of Harpegnathos saltator (Jerdon's jumping ant), 5480 nucleotides long. It is a transcript of the gene nclb, whose product is annotated as PWP1 homolog no child left behind. NCBI's taxonomy places the organism in Eukaryota, Metazoa, Arthropoda, Insecta, Hymenoptera, Formicidae. The record is from RefSeq and is a predicted model, not a curated record. Bases 87 to 5018 code for a protein of 1643 amino acids. The transcript is spliced from 13 exons.
CUCGCAGCACAGUUCGUCAUGUAACUGCGACGGAGAGACUUACGUCGUCUUCUCUGUACUCGGACGCAGGCACAAAGCUGUUUGACAUGGAUAUGUCGGACAGUAUAGAUAAAUCAUGGGAUCAUGCAUGGACUACAGAAGAAAUGAGAAAGAAGAGGAGAGAAUGGAGUUUAGCAGGUGAUGUUGGACUUCUCAAACAUCUGCAACAAUUCUCUGAGAAUCUGAUAUCCAAAGCCAAUAAAACUCAAUCAGCUUUGGAUACACUAACAACACAGUUAAAAGAAACAGGAAUAUUAGUGGACAAUGUUACCAACACAUCUCUGGCACUAGCUAAUACCCAAUUCAUUGAAAGUCGUGUGCAGGAAGAUGACACAGAGAUGAAGGACAGUACUGAAGAAAAGCAAGAAAUUGUAAAGUCUCAAGAUUCAGCACCGGAGAGUCUGCUGGCCAGCAUAAGCGAGAGUGUCAAGCAAGGAUUGAACAUAAUGGAUGAAAAGUACAAAAUGAUGGAUGUGGCUUGCAGCGACAGUGAAGAAGAUGACGAUGGCGCAGUAGUGGUCAGUGUUAUGGUGGGUCCCAACGAUCCAUAUCAGGAUCGUCCCUUGCCAUAUGUCAUCGGUUCCGACAAGUGGAUGGCGUCAAGCAAGAUCGGUCUAGAGAGCAGCAGCAGCGAAUCUGAACAACCAGACGAGGAAAGGGAAGAAUCGGAGAGUGAUAAGGAAGAGGUCACAAACGUCCAGAAAGUCUUCAACAGCCGGCACAAUCCGGAAAUCAACAUAGCAAGGUUGUCGUCGUCUUCUAGCGAUUCGGACAACUACAAUGGUCCGAGCAGCAACAUCUCUUACAUGAACAACAGCAAGGUGGACACGCUGUCUCAGAAUAACAUCAACUCUGCCUCCGAAUCCGUCACACCUAAUACUGUGUCGAAGACUUCGAACGAAGCAGCACCCAACUUUGCGGAGGAAUUAGCUAAACGAUUAGGCACCGUUCGCCAAGCGCAGAAGCCUGUUAUUGUAGACGAGGCUAAUGAAUCGUCGAUCAACAGAUUUAAAGAUGACUUAUUCGCGUCGGAGCGAGACGACGAUGUGUUCAACGAUGGUUCCGAUAAUCUAUUCAGCAACAAAAAAGACCUCUUCGACGAACAGGUGUCCGCGAACCUAUGGAGGGACAGACCGAUCAAAUCUUACAAAAGCAAUAUCAUACCUGCGAGUAUUGAUGUGCCGCCGCCUAUCAGUAUAGUUUCGACGAAGCCAAAGUCAGCGAUUGACGAUCUAUUCGCUGACGCCGACUCGGAGGAGGACUCGGACGAUAUCUUCUCCUCAAAGAACACCGUUAAGAAACGCGCCGUUAAGGAACCUUCUGUCGGCGGUAAUCGAGCUUAUCAAACAAACACGGGGGAUAUACCGAAGAAAUUCUUAGACGUGAUAGCACCCGGAUCUGCCGGCGGUAACAUUGCCACAAGUACGCCGGAAUCCCACGUCAACGUCACGAACCUGUUUAGCGACGAAGAGAACGACGACGACCUGUUCGGUGCUCCCAGGAAGCAGCCGCAAACAUCGAUGAGUGCGGCGAACGCGUCUGCAGGUGCGACACAGAAUUCGACUAAGAAGAAACCAAUCGGGGGAGUGUCGUCGAUACUCAGACACGUUGCGGCGUCGGACAUUGAGGGCAAGCUGUCGAGCCGGAUGAUGAGGCGACAGUCGUCUGAUUCGUCCGAUAGCGAUGUGCCAGGAAAUUGCGAUAAUGCAAGGAGCACCGAGCCGGUGUCUGCAGAGAGAGCCGUUCUGAAUGAUAACAUCACGGCCGACCGCAGUUUAGCCGUCGCAGCUGAGAGCAUAUCCGCGAUUAUCGAGAAUAGCAACAGCAGCGGGGUGUCGAUGCAACCGCCCAGCAUCGAUAACACCACGGAAUCCGGUUUGUGGGUGAGCUUCCAGCCGGAAAUGUGCUCGACGAGGCUCAAGUCCGAGGAGAUCUACCGCGAGCGCAUCACCAGCGACAGCCUGUUCACGGCGCGAACGCGCAAUCCCGCCAAUUCCGCAAACUCGACGAACGGGAACGGUAAUCAGCAACAGCAGCAGCAACAACAACAACAACAACAACAACAACAACAGAACACCUCGUCAGCGCUGCAGAACGACGUGUUCAGGAACGACGACCUCUUCGGCCCGCCGCCGUUACCUUCCAAGUCAGACUCGAAGCGCGCCAAAUCAAAGGUCUCGUCGCUCUUCGACGACUCCGACUCCGGCGACGACCUCUUCUCCGCCGCGAGCUCCGGCUCCAGAUCGCAGAAGAGCACGGAUUUCCUCGCCACGGUCGCGUCGACUGACCGGGCGAAGCCGACACCGCGAGGAGUUGGCCUCUUCGACGACGACGUGGAUAUAUUCGGCGGCAAGGACGUCCCGGACGUCGAUCUGUUCGGUGCGACUUCGAAGUCGAAGUCGAAGGACGCGCCGGACAGUCUGUUUGCCAGUCGUGGCCGCGAGCCGGUGACGUCGAAGAGCAGCAACGUCGACAAAUUACCAAGUGCAAGGAUGGAGCCGAAGAAGAUGAGUUUGUUCGACGACGAUGACGACGAUGGCGACGACGGUGACCUGUUUGGCGCGAAGUCGAAGCCGAAGGUGGAGCGAAAGACUGAUCUCUUUGAAGACGAGGAUGACCUGUUCCUGUCAGUCAAGUCGAGCGACAAAGAAUGCUCUUCAAGGAAAAAUGCGUCAGCUGAACCAAAGAGCGACGUCUCCAUGGACGUUUCCAUCCUCGACGUUGAGAGGAAGAGCAAAGACGCUCCUGCGGAGGACAAAUUAUUCUCCAGCUCCGCGAAGAAUCACAGUCUUCUGUUCGAAGAUGACGACUACAGCGAUCUGUUCGGCAAAAAGGAGACGGUGGCGCGUAAGAACGAUGAAAUGAAGCCAGAAUCGAAGAAGACCAUAAAAAAAGACGUUGUCGAGGAAGUUGCUAAACUUCCCGAAGAGAACUCGAGUUCGAUGGAGGCCUCGAGCGUGGAUCGCGAUGUGGAAGCAUCCACAAACUUGAAUAUCGUCAUAGAUCGACUGGAGGACGAAGUAAACUCUGAGAGAAAUAAAACAAGCGUCAAAGAGACGGAAGAUGUCGACGGUACGGCGAAGAAAAGUCCACCGAAGACAUUGAACAUCCGAACAACCUCGUCGUCACCAGAGGACGUCGGUCAGACGCCGCGAAAGUCGGUGUCCGGCAAGAUAAAGAAUCUGAUGGGCAAGAUGGGUGAUCUGAAAAUACUUUCGCCCAUGGACGCGCCGCCGUUGUGGAGGAAGAGCGAGGACCGCACGGAUGAGGACGAGGACGCCGUGGACAAGGACAGCGACAGCGGAGGUCCAACCACCGCCGGGCGUAUCUCGCCUCCGAGCGUGUCAGAAGGCAGUACGCAGAAAGAGUCUUCGUACUCUACGAUCUCCACCGCCAGCAAUGCGGAAGUGGCCAUAAAUUUUGACGACUUGGCACAAGUGGAAACAUUGUCUACCGCCGCGUCCAAGAGUCGUGUGAGGAUCCAGGCGAAGCGUCGUCCCCAGAGCCGACACGCUCGCAAGUCCGCGCUGCGGCACAGCGGCAUCGAUUUCGACACAGUCGACAAUGCGGACGACUCGCAAGAGGAGAGUCACGCUAGUACCUUUUCGCACACGUCCAGCAAGGAGUCCGCCGUCCCGACGGCGACUACCGAUCGUUUGAACGUCAAUGACAAUGCUCAACCCCGUGCGCUCGAUCCCGCAACGGACGACAAGUCCGAAUUAGGUAGCGUCAGCAAAGAGAGCUCGAUGAGCGUCAACAAGAACACUUUACUAUCGCCGUCCACCGACGAAGAAGACCUGUUUGACGUGCCGCCGGACUUGCCGGAGGACCCGCAGAAGGAGGACACGUUGUUCGGCAGGGCGCCGAUACUCUCGCCGGUCGGCAGUGAGCAAUCCGAAAAGACCCCCGUCGGUGCCGAGCCUUUGACAGACAGCGUGAUCAGAAACAUCGGAGCAGAAGAGAUCAGCGUGAUGGACGGCAAGAGCAAUAAGGAACAGGAACCGGGUGAAACGACGAGAACGGAGAAAAUGGAUAAUAAGUCGAAGAGCCGCGAGAGGAAGGAUGAGACAUGUAGAAAGGAAGUGGACGAUGAGCUGGACGACGAGGAGGCUAAGAAAGAGUCUGGCGAAGAGCCGACCGAUCCUCUGCGAGAUAGCAGCCAUGACCCGCUGAAGAAUCCUAGUCAGUUGUUCGCGUUCGUUACAAAGACGCCGUCGCCGGAUAAGGGCAAAAGUCUACUGUUCUCCGAAGAUGACAGCUUAUUCUCUAGCGGCAUGAAGAAACCAAACGAUGAGCGGCUACAGAAGAAAGAUAUUUUGGAUUUGUUCGCGGACGACACAGUCGGCGAUCUCUUCUCCGCGCCAUUGAAGCGAACGGUGAAGAAGCAGCUGCGAGACACGAAGAUCAGCUUGUUCGACGAUGUCGAGCACAACGACGAGGACGACAGUUUGUUCGGUAGCACGACCAUGAAAACGCGUCUCGACGCACCUCAGAAGUUAACCGCCGCCCAGGCUGGCCGUAAGAAGAACAAUAUCUUCGACGAUGAUGACGACGACGACUCCAGUCUGUUCGUCGAGUCAUCCGGCCAUUCGCAGAAGUCGGACAGCGCGUCCAUCUCCGAGUCGAGGCAUGACUUUGCCGAGGCCGACACCGGCCAUAAGAGCUCGAACUUGAAGAACAUCUUCGGCAACGACGCACCGUACGACGAUGACGACGACGACGUCGAUAUUUUCGCCACGAAGCCACGAGUUGUUCCUAGGAAAGUCGCACCGUCCAAGUCGCUGUUCGCGUCGGAUGACGACGACAACGAUGACGACGAUGACCAUAUUUUCGGUAAGUCGUCCGCUUCGGUAGACUUCAAGCCAAGAACGGUGAUCACAAGCUCGCGACCGGCUGUGAAAAAAUCGAUCACCAGGGACCUGAAGAAGACGGCCGAGAAGAUCGUCGAGGAUCCGCUGAGUCUUCUUCAAGACGAUUAACUCCGUGAUAAGCACUGAUGAGAUUUUAUAUAUAUAUAGGUAUAUAUAUAUGUUUUUAUUUAUAUAUUUUGUCCCGUCACUACACUGACCAAUGAUAAAUCAUGUGAGAAAUUCUUCACACGUCGUGACGCGUAAGACUGGACAGAGUGCAAUUUUCUUCAAGCAACAAAGAUCUUUCCUCUUUCUGCUCUCUUAUCUAUAAUAUUUAUUAUUAUUUCGCCAGUCGGAUGAAUUUAUUUUCUUUUUUCCCGACACGUGUGCCACAUUAGAUCGUCUUAAUCUCCACUUUGUCUUCACUAUUUGUCAACCGAUUGCUGCAUCGGCAGAUUGGAGCGCUGUCCUCAGCAUUUCUUCGUAACACACAAUUUCGUAACAACGAAUGUAACUUAAGUUGAAGCUUGUGCUAUUAAUGUCAUCGAGAUGAGUGCAUAAAAAAAAAGGCAUGUGCCUUGUUCUCGCGCA